Messenger RNA from Haliotis rubra (blacklip abalone), 1506 nucleotides. RefSeq names its product retinal-binding protein-like. The transcript is spliced from 14 exons. Bases 164 to 1426 code for a protein of 420 amino acids. The record is from RefSeq and is a predicted model, not a curated record. Lineage: Eukaryota; Metazoa; Mollusca; Gastropoda; Lepetellida; Haliotidae. Gene Ontology annotation, cellular component: cytoplasm.
UGACAAUCGGAACGCGGAUCGUAUUGACUGACCCUUGCAAAGUAGCCGUGGGUCAGUGGACUGGCUGAGUACGGGACGGAGUGCUCUGCAUGAACGUACAGCGACAGCAACAGCGACGACGUGGCUGACGACGACACUCCUCACAUCAUCGCUGUACUAAAAGAUGCACCGCAAGAAAUAUACACUACCCCAUCACAAUGAAUCUUGUGUCCGAGACGAGGGGGAGAAGGACCCGGCGUUACAGAAGUUUAAAGCUCAGAUCCAGGACUUGCUGACUGACAAACACGAUGAUUACUCGUUGACUAAAUGGCUUAAAGCUCGGCAGUUCCACGUUGCCAAGGCCGAACACAUGUUUAGAACGAGCAUGGCCUACAGAGAAAAGAUGAAGAUAGAGGACCUUGUUAAGAACUACACUCCACCUGAGGUUCUCCAGAAGUACCUGACGGGUGGGUUUUGCGGGUACGACAAAGAGGGGUCGCCUGUCCGGGUGGAGAGGUACGGGUAUCUGGAUAUGAAGGGUAUCAUGUACUCCUGCAAGAAACUCGACCUGGAGAAAACGAAGAUCCUGCAGUGUGAGAGGACUGUCAAGGACUGGGAGACGCAGUCACAGAAGCUGGGACGGCGCGUGGACGGCAUCACGGUCAUCUUCGACAUGGAGGGCGUCAGCAGCCGUAUGAUGUGGCGACCUGGCCUACAGAUGUAUCUCUACCUGGUGAAAGUCCUCGAGGACAACUACCCCGAGAUGAUGAAGAGGAUGUUUGUUGUUAACGCUCCCCGGAUCUUCCCCCUACUCUACAAGCUCUGCCGCCCGCUCAUCAGCGAGGACAUGAAAAACAAGAUCCAUGUGCUUGGAGGAAACUUCGCGGGCGUAUUGUUGGAACACAUCGACGCAGAUCAACUUCCGGUCUUCCUUGGUGGAGCUAUGACGGGCAAAGAUGGCGACGCUUAUUGCACAGAUUCGAUCCCCGCGGGCGGUGAUGUACCGGAGACCUACUACCUGCAGAGCCUGACUAAUACUGACAACAUGGAGACCACCACUAUUCCCCGGGGAGACAAGAUCGUCCUGAAGUAUGAGGUGGACACGCCCGGCAGCAUCCUCAGGUGGGAAUUUAAAACUGAAGGAUUCGACAUCAGUUUUGGAGUGUUCCUGCAGAGAGAGGGUUCAAAGAUUCCCAUCGUGCCCCUAGAACGGGUUAACAGUCAUAUGGUACCAGAAGAUGGAAGCUGUACGUGCGAGGAGGCGGGAACAUACGAACUUUGUUUUGACAACUCGUACAGCUGGGCGCGAGGAAAGACGAUUCAGUACAGCGUGGAGAUAGUGGAAGCAGACGACAACAUUAAAACGGAGAUAGACCACAUGAUCGUUGGAAAUGGGGGUUGGAACGAUCUCGUCAUCGGUGAUACCACCGUCACUACCCGGAUGUAGGGUUCACGUGAUGGGAGACAUCGGGUAUCACGAAUGGUGCGGAGAAGGGUUGUUGGCUUCCACUAUGACCACGCGCAGGU